Molecule: messenger RNA, 2801 nt
Organism: Myxocyprinus asiaticus (Chinese sucker)
Lineage: Eukaryota; Metazoa; Chordata; Actinopteri; Cypriniformes; Catostomidae
Gene: ncs1b
Product: neuronal calcium sensor 1b
Exons: 10
Coding region: 1356-1928 (190 amino acids)
Molecular function (GO): calcium sensitive guanylate cyclase activator activity; calcium ion binding
Source: RefSeq, a predicted model, not a curated record
GAAUGAACGCACUGUCGGUUACAGACGCCCAGAGAGUGGCGGAGGCAAUCCAAACACACCCUCAGAGAGGAGCGAGCUAUCUUGUUCAUCACUAAAAAACGGAGACACCACUAUCCUAAAGCGAAGCGGUCGUGUUUAGAGGUAUCUCUGGACAACCAGACCUGGGCAAACAGGAGUUGCUGCUUUAAACUACAGAGGUGAGGAAGAACAGGCCAGGAGAUAAGCAAGCAGCAGUCUGUGUGUUUAGAGGUAUCUCUGGACAACCAGACCUGGGCAAACAGGAGUUGCUGCUUUAAACUACAGAGUUAAGGAAGAACAGGCCUGCAGAUAAGCAAACAGCAGUUACUUGGGGAGAUUGAAUGUCCUGUGUCUGCAUUGGAGAGGCUGCAGUAAGGCAUAAGAAAGAGAGCCAUCAGCAGACUGUGACAAUUAAAUAUUGGUUACCUAUGGGUUCAUCAUAUUGUCAGUGUUGGCGAAUGUGAGCAGCCCUAUACACUGCAUCUAGAUAAUAGAAGUGACCUUCAUCCAGCCUCUCUCUUUCUAUCUUUAUAAUAUUUGCACUCAAAAAUACCUCAUUAAUGCUACCAUAUAUCCUGUCAUCUGCUACCAGAAACACUGAUUUGGGCAUCUCGGAGUGCACAACGUAAGAAAUCAACAAGGACCAAGCCUGCACUUUUCAUUAAGUUUACCAAACCCCUUAUCUUAGCUGCCAAGUUGACAAGAACAAGGAAUCUCCUUUAAGAGUCACUCAGAGCUAACAAGGUAGAAGCAGUGAGGGAGUAAAAAGAGGGAGAGAAAAAGAGAAGAGGGAGGGUGGGAGGAGAAGCAGAGUGAAUUGGCGCUCAAGUGUGAGCGAGUGAGCAAACAGAAAGCUGUGAGUAUCUACUGUAACCAAUGGCGCUCUGAUAAGACAUUUCAAAGCCACGCUUUCCUACUGAAGAAUCCAACGAAAGAGAGGAUCAGAGCCUUAUGCUUAAGCAAACGGACAAACAAAUGGCCUUUUAUUUGAGGAGCAACAGUUCAAAUGGACUCUUCUGAGACAACCAUAAUUGAAGACGAAUUGCUAUGAGACCUACUGGACAAGAGGGAUCAUAAUAGUGACUUUAUAGUUAUUACAACUGCCUUGAAAGUCCAAAGGAGAGCAGAAGAGGAAUAUUUGUAAUGGAUGGAUUUCCUUGGGGUUGUUGUCAGUGCUGAUCCAUCACUUUGUUGGUGUGCUUGGGUCUCUGUCUGUGAUUUGCCCCCAUAUACUGCCUGAAGGGAAAGCGAGCUGGUGAGUGGACUGGAACAAGUCAGUCUCACACUGGACCACUUGAGCUUUCUGGAGGAGGACAGAGUUAAGUGGAGAGUACAGUAUGGGGAAGUCAAACAGCAAGCUCAAACCAGAGGUGGUGGAGGAACUGACCAGGAAGACGUACUUUACAGAGAAAGAGGUUCAGCAAUGGUACAAGGGCUUCAUAAAAGACUGCCCAAGUGGUCAGCUUGAUGCUGCAGGCUUCCAGAAGAUCUACAAGCAGUUCUUCCCCUUUGGUGACCCCACCAAGUUUGCAUCAUUUGUCUUCAAUGUUUUUGACGAGAACAAGGAUGGACGGAUUGAGUUCUCAGAGUUCAUUCAGGCCCUGUCGGUGACCUCACGUGGGACCUUGGAUGAAAAGCUUCGCUGGGCCUUUAAGCUCUAUGAUCUUGAUAAUGAUGGCUAUAUCACACGCAAUGAAAUGCUCAAUAUAGUGGAUGCCAUCUAUCAGAUGGUGGGAAACACGGUGGACCUUCCAGAAGAUGAAAACACACCAGAGAAGAGAGUGGAUCACAUUUUUGCCAUGAUGGAUAAGAAUGCUGAUGGAAGGCUGACUCUGCAGGAGUUCCAGGAGGGCUCAAAGGCAGAUCCCUCUAUUGUACAAGCUCUGUCUCUCUAUGAUGGCCUAGUAUAGUAGCACCUUCUCUCAAGGAUAAAGACACAGCAAAGGAUCCAGUGCAGCGCCAUUCCACCAUGCUAUGCGCAAGAUGAGUCUUGUCUUUAAUUGACUUCUCAUUCUGGACCCUCAGAACUGAGAGCUGCAUGAGACAAGGACCACAAGAGCUCAUCCUCAUCUUCUCACCAUAAGCAAAUCACAUGUGACCUUUUUUUUUUUUGGCAUUCAACAAUAACAAACAGGCAAAGGAGGAAAUUGUCAUCCUGAAAAGUGUUUGUGUAGGUGUAUAUGUGUGAUUGCAUGUGAAUGCUAUACUGAAGAAUCCCACUGGAUUUUCACAAGUGCUUGUUUUCUAAUGAACAAAUGCACUGGAGACUUUGAUGGCACUGAUUGUUUAAAAAAGCAUGUUGAGAAACAUAUAUUAUUUAUGUAAAUAUGUGUAAACAUUUUAUAUUUUUUAUCAUAUUUUGCUGGGAUAUAUAGGGAAGUGCUCUUUAUCUAUAAUUGAUUUCUUUACCUUUAACCUUGAAGUAUAUGGAUUUGCAGCUGAUUCUUACUGCUUCUUCGAAUGAAAGAGUGUAAUCCUGUCUUGCUUGUUAUUCAGAUCUAUGAAUGUGAAAGGAACUUAAUUUAUUACAUUUGUGCUGCGCAGCUCCCAUUGUGUAGCGUGUGCUGUUCCUCCCUUGCUAGCACAAAUCAUUACAAAGUCCUCAAGCCACAUCCGAAACAAGGCACUGUAACCAAGCAACAUGCAACACUGUUAUUCUUGAACAGCUACAUAUCAGAAUUGAUGUAUGUACCUUUAGAAUAGAGAAGCAAACAGGAUAUCUUUCUUUUUCUCUGUCUGUAAAGGCUCCAGUAUCUGCUAGCUUAAAAUAGACCUUUGCCUUU